Messenger RNA from Guillardia theta CCMP2712, 3522 nucleotides. RefSeq lists its product as hypothetical. The coding region runs from base 66 to 3485 and encodes 1139 amino acids. The record is from RefSeq and is a predicted model, not a curated record. The transcript has 25 exons. Lineage: Eukaryota; Cryptophyceae; Pyrenomonadales; Geminigeraceae. Gene Ontology annotation, molecular function: protein binding.
AGGAUUUGCACAGGCAGCUUGUCUGGGGUCUUUGAUCUUUGAUCAGUGCUUAGUUCGCCUAUACAAUGGGAGUGUCUGAGCCAGCUGCAAACACCUCUCCCGCGAGUGUCAAUGAUCCCGAGGAUGAUAAGAAAAAGACGCAGAAGGACAAGUGGAAGUCAAUGUUCUCUCUCACAAAUCCAGACCUUUGGAUUGCAAUCUCAGUGAUCGUGAUAAUUAUUUGUUUGAUCUUCAAUGCCAUCAUACAAGGAAAGGAUUUUUUUAGGGAAGAGUUGCCGUGGAGUUUGGUUGUCUACUACCUCGUUUUCAUUGCUUGCGCGCUGGUUUUCAUCCCCUAUGGGCCUUUCUGUAUUGCCAUCGGUUUCAUUUUCGGACUUGGCUGGGGAUUUCUCAUUCAAAUGUUUGCAAUCUUCAUCUCCUCAGCGGUUUUGUUUGUGAUUGGUCGCUACCUCUUCAAGGACUACGUCAGUCUUGUCGGUUCGAUGGAGGUGAACGAUCUCAUUUCCAAAUCGGAUGGAGCACAUGUAUGGAAGGGUUUGAUGAAGUAUAUGGGGCAAGAUUGGAAGGAGGCCGCAAAGAUUAACCUUCUGCUUUGCUUCAUGCCAGUCCCAUAUGGUUCACACCCUUAUCUCUUCUCUCUCACAACAGUUCCGUUUGAGCAAUUUGUCUUCUUUUUCAUGCUGGGGAUGAUCCCAAACACGAUUUUGAACUUGUUGAUUGGUGAAGCGCUUUUGGAAGCUGCUGAUCCCGGGGGGACGAAUAUCUAUCACUUCAUCGGGACUGGCAUCGCCAUCGUUGGGAUUAUGAUUGCUGUCUGGUACGCCAGCAGCAUUGCCCAGGAGCUCCUUCAUGCGCUUCAAGAAGCCUUCGCUGUCGUCGUUGUCCGCUCGAGCCUGAGCAGCAAUCUUGGCCAUGAGGUCUCUUCGUUCAAGAAGCUGCUCGCCCAGUUCUGUUCGAAGCUCCUGCUGCUCAUCUUGCUCGUCGAGAAGGUGUUGGAUCUCAUCCUGAAGCCUUGCGUUCUCCUCCUCCGUCUCACUCAGAGCAGACAUCACUGUUGCAACAAACCCGAACGUCAAAAAGCAGCAAGCGUCACCAAAACAGCAAAGACGGCAAGCAUGAGCAGCACAUGUCACAAAUUCUUGAUCGCAUCGCAAGUUCGUGAGAGGGAAAAAUGUGUUCAAGCAGGGCAGGCACAGAAGGCAGCAUACGGAGGAGAGGAGAUGGAGCUCCGGCCGAUCAACGUGUAUGACCUCGAGAGGUUCGCGGGGUCGUCGACCAACGUCUGGGAGAAGUUGGGCAAGAGGUCGUCAGGACCAGGGCAGAAGGAUCAUGGCAGGAGUCAGCAUGCCGGCUUCACAUCCAUGCUGUGCCUGCAGUUCGAGAACAAGCCAUACAGGAGCGCCUUGAUCUGCGGGCAUACCUCGGGCUCCAUCCACAUAUGGCGGAAGCAACGGUCGGUGUUCGAGACUAAGGACUUGAGCAGCAACGGGGUGGAAGCGAUCAAGCCAUGGUGGCCGAAGAGAGACGACCAGCGAAGCUCGGAGAUGACCAACGUGUUCCACAAGGCGCAUGUCACCGUGCUGAAGAUGCAGCCCAAGACAGACUACCUGUAUACAGGAUCCGCAGACCGCACCAUCAAGCUGUGGGAUAUCUUUGAGAACGAGAGGCAGGCAGUCUUGCGACAAACGUUCACAGGGCAUGGUGGCACCGUCACUGACAUCGCCUUCGCUGCUCAGAUAGAGACAGGAAACUCGCCGGGGCUGAUGAUCAGCGGGAGCACAGACAAGACUUUGAUUGUAUGGAAGAACGCGGAUGGGCGGGAGAUGAUGUUGUACCCGUUCUACGUCAAAAUGCGGGUGUUGGAUAUGAAGAUCUGGCCUAACACUCUUCUCUUCGUGUCCACGAGGAUGAACCAGGGAGAGUUGUACAUCGGAGACAGUGAGGGAGAGAUCAGGAAACUGAAGUUCGACUCUGAAGCUCAGGAUGGGAUUGUAGAUAGCAACCCUAGCAAGUUUCAUAACAAGAAGCUCGGCAUCCUUGCUCUCGUAGCAGAGAUCCACGAAGGCGUUUUGUUUAGUAUCAGCAACGACACGACUAUCAAGGUUUGGGAGAUCGCUUCAGGCACACCUCGCAAGUCGUUCAAGGAAGAAAACAGAAUCGGAUAUGGGGUGGAGAACAAAAUGAUGCGAUUUAACUGUAUCUGCGUGAAUACAGCUACACAGGACAUCAUGCUGGGAGAUGAUUUGGGAAUCCUGCACAUCUGGAACUGGAUUUCGGAAAACAAGAUCUACAUGGAGCAGAUCACCUCCGAGCCCAUAUUGAACAUUUACUGCACUCCGUCGGGAUCAGAGGACAACAUUUAUGGUCAAAAUAAUGUCUUGCACUCAUGCGCACUUGACAACACGAUACGCGUUUGGGAUCCCAUCAACAUGCAGUGCAACAAUAUGGUCAGAGAAACAAGAAAGACGGAAAUCUCUGCUUUUGCCAUCAUUGAAAGGAUCGGGAGCCUCGUAACAGGAAACGACGAUGGCAGUUUGAGGAUCUGGAAUCUUGACAACGGUCAGCAUUCCUUCACUCCUGGUCACUCCAACUCCAGCGAUCCUUCUGGACGAGACUUUCUCUUCUCCUGUGGAUUUGAUGGAGAUGUCCUCACCUGGGAAGUUCAAAACGUCAAGUCCAAGUCCCUGCUGUUCACUGCGGAUGAGAUUGAGAAAGCGAAAGCGAAAGCGUCGAGCUCGGAGCUAUCCGUGAAGAAACUCAUUCAAGUUGGCAAGACCAAGGCUCACACCUCCGAAGUUCUCUGCUGCGCAUACAUGCCUGCCUUCGUCAACCCGCACAAAUAUCCUCAGGGCUUGCUUGCCUCUGCCGGCAAUGAUCUCACGAUUAAAGUAUGGCAUGUGAGCGAUCGGCAAGAGCUUGAGCUUGCCUGCAUGCUCGAUUCGUAUGAAAGCAUUGAUGUCAAGCAUCUGUGCCAUAGAGAUUCUAUCUCGUGCAUGGCCAUAGACGGGAACUUUCUCUUCACGGGCUCAGACGACCAUUCGAUCAAGAUUUGGGACAUGUCAGGGAAUCUGCUGAUCAGAGUGCUGGGCGAGUCAAGCAAUGGACACUCAGACUCGAUUCGCAAGAUGCUCAUCAUGGAAACUGAGGGCUUCCUGGUCUCCCUGUCUGUGGACAACGAGUUGAAACUUUGGAACUACACUAAAGCAGAAGUUCUCUGGCAGAUCAAACACGAAGACAACGACAUCACCGGUUCCUCUUCAAGGUGCUUUUGUUAUGAUGAAUCGAAGCGAAGCUUGGUAUGUGGAACAGAAGAAGCGACCAUUAUCACGAUUGAGAUCCCGGAGUUUGUUUUCAAGUCUGCAGGGCCAGAGCUUGUCAAGCAGCCCAUACUUUCAGAAGACAUCAUCACAUUGUCCAACGACGAUGUCGAGACAGAAGAACAAGAGGUUUCGCUUUCAAAUGGCGAGGAAGAGAUUAAGAGUUAAGAUAGUUACGGUUUGAAACAAACAAAAAUUCCAUCUG